AGUGAGAAAAAGGUUCUCCGUUUAAGUCGACCAGUGAGGAAACGCCAUUCAUGAACAACAGGAGCAACGCACAAAUAGCCUAAAAUCUCUCUACCAAUCUCCCCCACACUGAAAAUCUCUUUCUCCGCUCAAAACCACUGGAAAACCCUAGAAAAACCCUACAAUUCCUACAUCACACAACCCAAAAAAAUCCUUAAUUUCCACCAAGUCAACCUACCGAAAUUCUAGGGUUAGGGCUUUGGAGAUAGAGAUUCUGAUGGUUAAACACAAUGGAGGACAGGAAGGAUGUUAUCAAUGGCGGAGAAAAUGGGAGCUCGAGUGAGGGUCGGCCACCGAACCCGAUUUCGUCGGCGUAUCGGCAGUGUUUCGGCAGUGCCAAGGUCAACGCGCCAUGUAAGAAGUCCUUGGUUCGGCACCCAUCUCUGCUGAAGAUGAAGACAACAGAAAAUUCUGUUGAAUCAGGACUGAGUGUAGAAGAUCAUGAGACUGAUUUCAUUCCAAUUGUUCGUUCUGGAGCAUGGACGGACGUUGGGUUUCGAAAAAGCAUGGAGGACGUGUAUGUUUGUGUUGACAAUUUUACAAGCGAAUAUGGGUUCAAGAAUUUGAACGAAGAGCCUAAUGCCUUCUAUGGGGUUUUUGAUGGUCAUGGAGGAAAGCAUGCUGCGGAUUUUGUUUGCUACCAUCUGCCAAGGUUCAUUGUUGAGGAUGAAGACUUUCCAAGGGAGAUUGAGAGGGUUGUUGCUUCUGCUUUUCUGCAAACAGACAAUGCUUUUGCAGAAGCUUGCUCCUUAGAUGCCGCCCUUGCUUCUGGUACCACCGCAUUGGCAGCUCUUGUCGUUGGAAGGUCAUUGGUGGUGGCUAAUGCUGGAGAUUGUCGUGCAGUACUCUGUCGGCGUGGCAAGGCAAUUGAAAUGUCAAGGGACCACAAACCAGUUUGCUCCAAGGAAAAGAAGCGCAUUGAAGCAUGUGGAGGCUAUGUCUAUGAUGGCUACCUCAAUGGACAACUCAAUGUUGCUCGAGCUUUAGGAGACUGGCACAUGGAAGGACUGAAGGAUGUGGAUGGUGGACCCCUGAGUGCAGAGCCUGAGUUCAUGACAACAAGACUUACUGAAGAAGAUGAAUUCCUCAUCAUAGGUUGUGAUGGGAUCUGGGAUGUCUUUAGAAGCCAGAAUGCUGUGGAUUUUGCCAGGAGAAGACUUCAGGAACACAACGACCCGGCCUUGUGUAGCAAGGAUCUAGUUGAUGAGGCUUUAAAGAGAAAGAGUGGAGACAAUCUGGCUGCUGUUGUGGUGUGCUUCCAACCCCAGGCCCCCCCUAACUUGGUUGCCCCACGACCAAGGGUGCAAAGGAGCAUUUCUGCAGAGGGUUUGAGGGAGUUGCAGAGCUUCUUGGAUGGCUUGGGAAAAGACUAGCGAACAAUGAAUGAUCUUCCUUUUUUUUUUGUCCUUCAAAAUUUCAAAAUUGUAGCUUUAGAUCUCUUGAGUAGAGUGUUGUGAGGUGGUCAUUCAACUGUAACAUAUGCGGCUCUAAGUGGGGGUUAAACACAUUUUGCUGGUUUUGUAGUGUUUCAGCCAUCUUGUUUCAGCCUUUUACUUUCAGUUGGUUCAAUUGAGUGAAUCAUCAUCAGACUAUAUUGCCUUCGGUUUGAAUGUUCCGGAUGAACCCAUUUGUCGUAGAGCUUGCUUCCAUGUGUGUAUUACUUGUUUCUAUGUUUUCUAUCAAAGCUAUGGGGGAGUUGAUAU
Messenger RNA from Vitis vinifera (wine grape), 1742 nucleotides. RefSeq names its product probable protein phosphatase 2C 22. The coding region runs from base 270 to 1412 and encodes 380 amino acids. The record is from RefSeq and is a predicted model, not a curated record. Lineage: Eukaryota; Viridiplantae; Streptophyta; Magnoliopsida; Vitales; Vitaceae. Gene Ontology annotation, biological process: protein dephosphorylation. The transcript has 4 exons. Gene Ontology annotation, molecular function: cation binding; protein serine/threonine phosphatase activity.